Molecule: messenger RNA, 819 nt
Organism: Aplysia californica (California sea hare)
Lineage: Eukaryota; Metazoa; Mollusca; Gastropoda; Aplysiida; Aplysiidae
Product: beta-1,4-galactosyltransferase 2
Biological process (GO): glycosphingolipid biosynthetic process; carbohydrate metabolic process
Molecular function (GO): N-acetyl-beta-glucosaminyl-derivative 4-beta-N-acetylgalactosaminyltransferase activity
Source: RefSeq, a predicted model, not a curated record
UUUCUUUUUUUCUAUUCUUUUAUUCUUUUAUUUUUCUUUGGAUGACUUGAUCCAAUACUUGCUGGUCCAUUUGUUUGCGAGCGGAGAAGCAGAUCGGCUCGAAGACGCGCGUACUUUUAUCAGUCUUUGGGGGAAAACAAGAAUGACCAACAGAAACAACGGAAUUUUUGGACGCUCUCCAACCAAACGCUGACAGAUUCUACGUUGUCUAAUAAUUAUUAUUUUCACACUGGCAGUGACAGACUGACACGAUGCGAAAACUGGGCAGAGUAACCAUGAGCUUCCUGAAGCGACGUAUAAUGACCUCCAUCGUCUACUCCGAGAGGCGGAAGUUGUUCCUCGCUCUGGCUCUCGUCUCUGGCCUCCUCUUCCUCCUCCUCCACACAAUCAUCGGCAUCAGACUUUUCUCCAGGCCGGGCGGGAAUACCUUCACCUGGCAGGAAGCGGACUCCGUUCUGCUGGUGCCUAGGGAGAUCAGCAGUCUGGACCUGUUGAACACGAAGCUCAGAGACGCGGCCAACUCGUCGCGGGGCGCUGCUAUCGCGGACAUUUAUACGGACUACAAAAAUAUGGUCCAGAAUUUUGGGCACCGAAAAGCUUCGUACGACCGCCAGUACAGACAGUGGCCUGCUCAGGAUAGUGGCGCCACCACACGGGCUGCGGAGCUGGGAGGGGGCUCUCAGGGUGGGGUCAGCAAUGAGACGUUACAGACGGUUCUGGGUGGAACGACACCACAGCAACAACAACAACAGAAGCAGGCUACAGGGGCUUCAAAUAGUAACGGUCUUCCUUCUUGUGUGGAUCGGCAUGACAUUCUUG